GUGGCCCUCACCCUCCCUCAAGCCAAGCAGGCUCCUCUUUCCUCUGCAGGGCACACACACCCUUAAAGCUGCCAGUUGACCCUGAACUGAGCAAUCACUCAGAAGACCAGACAUCAACUCAGACUUGUUCUCUCAGUCUGUGGCCUGGGAUCUACUUCUGAGGAAGUGGCAUUAAAUGAGCUCUCAGAGGCCUCCCAGCAGUGACCCAGAAUGAGGAAGGAGCUGGGGCCAUACCAGAGUCAGAGCUGGACCGGGAGCACGGCAGGGCCCAGCCAUCCACAGCCUCCAAUUUCAGUACUCUCUAACAACCUGAGAGCCUGAGCCUUCGGAUCUUCUUGAUUCCUACUUUGAUAAAGAGAGGGAUGGGGUGGAAGGACCUGGCAUAGAGAUUGGACCAGUCCAGCAUUGACAGAGCCAGGACCUGGGGUCGGGAACUGAGCUCAGCUCCAGGCUCAUCUGAAGUCACCCUGACAGCCUGAGGAUGGAGACCUUAUUUCCGUUAACAGGCAUGGCGGUUGGCAGGGACUGGCCCCAGCUGAGCACGUUUUCCAAGUACACAGCUGGGAAUUAAGUCUUCUCUGCCGCCCUCCCCUGCAGUCUUGCCUGGAUCCCCCCAGUCAUCUACUCCCAGUACCAAAAACUCCUGUAUUCUUGAAAAUCCCUAGUACUGAGAGGUGACAGCUUGCUGGCAGUCCUCAACAGCCCUCGCUCGCUCUCGGCGCCUCCUCUGCCUGGGCUCCCACUUUGGCGGCACUUGAGGAGCACUUCAGCCCACCGCUGCACUGUGGGAGCCCUUUUCUGGGCUGACCAAGGCUGGAGCCCGCUCCCUCAGCUUGCACGGAGGUGUGGAAGGAGAGGCGCGAGCGGGAACCGGGGCUGCGCGCGCGGCACUUGCGGGCCAGCUGGAGUUCCGGGUGGGCGUGGGCUCGGCGGGCCCUGCACUCGGAGCAGCCGGCCGGCCCUGCCGGCCCCGGGCAAUGAGGGGCUUAGCACCCGGGCCAGCGGCUGCGGAGGGUGUACUGGGUCCCCCAGCAGUGCCGGCCCACCGGCACUGCGCUUGAUUUCUCGCGGGGCCUUAGCUGCGUUCCCGACGGGCAGGGCUCGGGACCGCCAUACCUGAGCCUGCCACCCCCUCCGUGGGCUCCUGUGCAGCCGGAGCCUCCCCGACGAGCACCUCCCCCUGCUCCAGGGCGCCCAGUCCCAUCGACCACCCAAGGGCUGAGGAGUGCGGGCGCACGGCGCGGGACUGGCAGGCAGCUCCACCUGCAGCCCCGGUGCGGGAUCCACUGGGUGACGACACCUGGGCUCCUGAGUCUGGUGGGGACGUGGAGAACCUUUAUGUUUAGCUAAGGGAUUGUAAAUACACCAAUUGGCACUCUGUAUCUAGCUCAAGUUUUGUAAACACACCAAUCAGCACCGUGUGUCUAGCUCAGGGUUUGUGAAUGCACCAAUUGACACUCUGUAUCUAGCUAGUCUGGUGGGGCCUUGGAGAACCUUUGUGUCCACACUCUGUAUCUAGCUAAUCUGGUGGGGAAGUGGAGAACCUUUGUGUCUAGCUCAGGGAUUGUAAACACACCAAUCAGCACCCUGUGUCUAGCUCAGGGUUUGUGAAUGCACCAGUUGACACUCUGUAUCUAGCUAGUCUGGUGGGGCCUUGGAGAACCUUUGUGUCCACAUUCUGUAUCUAGCUAAUCUGGUGGGGAAGUGGAGAACCUUUGUGUCUAGCUCAGGGAUUGUAAACCACCAAUCAGCGCCCUGUCAAAACAGACCACUCCCCUCUACCAAUCAGCAGGAUGUGGGUGGGGCCAGACAAGAGGAUAAAAGCAGGCUGCUAGAGCCAGCAGUGACAACCCUGUGGGUCCCUUUCCACACUGUGGAAGCUUGGUUCUUUCCCUCUGCAAUAAAUCUUGCUACUGCUCACUCUUUGGGUCCACACUGCCUUUAUGAGCUGUAACACUCACCUUGAAGGUCUGCAGCUUCACUCUUGAAGCCAGCGAGACCACGAGCCCACCGGGAGGAAAGAACAACUCCAGACCCACUGCCUUAAGAGCUGUAACACUCACCGGGAAGGUCUGCAGCUUCACUCCUGAGCCAGUGAGACCACGAACCCACCAGAAGGAAGAAACUCCGAACACAUCUGAACAUCAGAAGGAACAAACUCCAGACACGCCGCCUUUAAGAACUGUAACACUCACCGCGAGGGUCCGAGGCUUCAUUCUUGAAGGCAGUGAGACCAAGAACCCACCAAUUCCGGACACAGUACCAUGAAGGAAUGAAAAUACAUAACAAUGUGAUGUAUCAUGUUUUAUUUCCUAGACUAGUGACAAAUGAAAGCUAAGUGUAGCAAGGGUGCAGGGACACAGGCACAUUUGUGGACUAGGUGUGAGUGUAAGCUGGGUUCGAUGGUCUUUUGGCCAACAUAGUGAACCCCUGUGUCUACUAAAAAUACAAACAUUAGCCAGGCGUGGUGGUGCAGGCCUGUAGUCCCAGCUACAUGGGAGGCUGAGGUGGGAGUAUCGCUUGAACCUGGGAGACGGAGGUUGCAGUGAGCCGGGAUCACACCACCGCUCACCAAUCUGAGCCACAGAGAGACUGUCUAAAAAAAUAAACCACAAGGAAGGGAGGGAGGAAAGAGAAAGAGAGAAAGGAAGGAAAGAGAAAGCAGGAAGGAAGGAAGAAAAGAAGAAGAAAGAAGACGAAAGAACGAAAGAAAAGGAAAGAAAGAAGGAAAGAAGAGAGAAGAAGAGAACAGGAGGGGCAGGUGCCCCUGGGAAGGGGAGAAGAUCAAGACGCGCCUGGAAAGCGGACUCUGAACCUCAAGACCCUGUUCACAGCCAAGCGCGCGACCCCGGGAGGCGUCAACUCCCCAAGCGCCUCCCUCAACUCAUUUCCCCCAAGUUUCGGUGCCUGUCCUGGCGCGGACAGGACCCAGAAACAAACCACAGCCCGGGGCGCAGCCGCCAGGGCGAAGGUUAGUUCCGGUCCCUUCCCCUCCCCGCCCCACUUGGACGAGCUUGCGGAGGAUUGCGUUGACGAGACUCUUAUUUAUUUUUUGUCACCAACCUGUGGCGGAAUUUGCAGUUGCAUAUUGGAUCUGAUUCGCCCCGCCCCGAAUGACGCCUGCCCGGAGGCAGUGAAAGUACAGCCGCGCCGCCCCAAGUCAGCCUGGACAGAUAGAUCAGCACGCGGCCCGAGAACCCCGCAAUCUCUGCGCCCACAAAAUACACGGACGAUGCCCGAUCUACUUUAAGGGCUGAAACCCACGGGCCUGAGAGACUAAGAGCGUUCCCUACCGCCAUGGAACAACGGGGACAGAACGCCCCGGCCGCUUCGGGGGCCCGGAAAAGGCACGGCCCAGGACCCAGGGAGGCGCGGGGAGCCAGGCCUGGGCUCCGGGUCCCCAAGACCCUUGUGCUCGUUGUCGUCGCGGUCCUGCUGUUGGUCUCAGCUGAGUCUGCUCUGAUCACCCAAGAAGACCUAGCUCCCCAGCAGAGAGCGGCCCCACAACAAAAGAGGUCCAGCCCCUCAGAGGGAUUGUGUCCACCUGGACACCAUAUCUCAGAAGACGGUAGAGAUUGCAUCUCCUGCAAAUAUGGACAGGACUAUAGCACUCACUGGAAUGACCUCCUUUUCUGCUUGCGCUGCACCAGGUGUGAUUCAGGUGAAGUGGAGGUAAGUCCCUGCACCACGACCAGAAACACAGUGUGUCAGUGCGAAGAAGGCACCUUCCGGGAAGAAGAUUCUCCUGAGAUGUGCCGGAAGUGCCGCACAGGGUGUCCCAGAGGGAUGGUCAAGGUCGGUGAUUGUACACCCUGGAGUGACAUCGAAUGUGUCCACAAAGAAUCAGGCAUCAUCAUAGGAGUCGCAGUUGCAGCCGUAGUCUUGAUUGUGGCUGUGUUUGUUUGCAAGUCUUUACUGUGGAAGAAAGUCCUUCCUUACCUGAAAGGCAUCUGCUCAGGUGGUGGUGGGGACCCUGAGCGUGUGGACAGAAGCUCACAACGGCCUGGGGCUGAGGACAAUGCCCUCAAUGAGAUCGUGAGUAUCUUGCAGCCCACCCAGGUCCCUGAGCAGGAAAUGGAAGUCCAGGAGCCAGCAGAGCCAACAGGUGUCAACAUGUUGUCCCCAGGGGAGUCAGAGCAUCUGCCGGAACCGGCAGAAGCUGAAGGGUCUCAGAGGAGGAGGCUACUGGUUCCAGUGAAUGAAGGUGAUCCCACUGAGACUCUGAGACAGUGCUUCGAUGACUUUGCAGACUUGGUGCCCUUUGACUCCUGGGAGCCGCUCAUGAGGAAGUUGGGCCUCAUGGAUAAUGAGAUAAAGGUGGCUAAAGCUGAGGCAGCGGGCCACAGGGACACCUUGUACACGAUGCUGAUAAAGUGGGUCAACAAAACCGGGCGAGAUGCCUCUGUGCACACCCUGCUGGAUGCCUUGGAGACGCUGGGAGAGAGACUUGCCAAGCAGAAGAUUGAGGACCACUUGUUGAGCUCUGGAAAGUUCAUGUAUCUAGAAGGUAAUGCAGACUCUGCCAUGUCCUAAGUGUGAAUCUCUUCAGGAAGUCAGACCUUCCCUGGUUUACCUUUUUUCUGGAAAAAGCCCAAUUGGAGUCCAGUCAGUAGGAAAGUGCCACAAUUGUCACAUGACCGGUACUGGAAGAAACUCUCCCAUCCAACAUCACCCGGUGGAUGGAACAUCCUGUAACUUUUCACUGCACUUGGAAUUAUUUUUAUAAGCUGAAUGUGAUAAUAAGGACACUAUGGAAAUGUCUGGAUCAUUCCAUGUUUGUGCGUACUUUGAGAUUUGGUUUGGGAUGUCAUUGUUUUCACAGCACUUUUUUAUCCUAAUGUAAACGCUUUAUUUAUUUAUUUGGGCUACAUUGUAAGAUCCAUCUACACAGUUGAUGUCCGACUUCACUUGAUACUAUAUGAUAUGAACCUUUUUUGGGCGGGGGGUGUGGGGCAGUUCACUCUGUCUCCCAGGCUGGAGUGCAAUGGUGCAAUCUUGGCUCACUAUAGCCUUGACCUCUCAGGCUCAAGCGAUUCUCCCACCUCAGCCAUCCAAACAGCUGGGACCACAGGUGUGCACCACCACGCCCGGCUAAUGUUUUGUAUUUUGUCUAGAUAUGGGGGCUCUCUAUGUUGCUCAGGGUGGUCUCGAAUUCCUGGACUCAAGCAGUCUGCCACCUCAGACUCCCAAAGUGGUGGAAUUAGAGGCGUGAACCCCCACGCCUGGCCUUACCAUUCUACUUUUAUAAUUCUGUAGGUUAUUAUUUUAUGAACAUGAAGAAACUUUAGUAAAUGUACUUGUUUACAUAGUUAUGUGAAUGGAUUAGAUAAACAUAAAAGGAGGAGACAUACAAUGGGGGAAGAAGAAAAAGUCCCCUGUAAGAUGUCACUGUCUGGGUUCCAGCCCUCCCUCAGAUGUACUUUGGCUUCAAUGACUGGCAACUUCUACAGGGGCCAGUCUUUUGAACUGGACAACCUUACAAGUAUAUGAGUAUUAUUUAUAGGUAGUUGUUUACGUAUGAGUUGGGACCAAAGAGAACUGGAUCCACGUGAAGUCCUGUGUAUGGCUGGUCCCUACCUGGGCAGUCUCAUUUGCACCCAUAGCCCCCAUCUAUGGACAGGCUGGGACGGAGGCAGACGGGUUAGAUCACAUAUAACAAUAGGGUCUAUGUCAUAUCCCAAGUGAACUUGAGCCCUGUUUGGGCUCAGGAGAUAGAAGACAGAAUCUGUCUCCCACGUCUGCCAUGGCAUCAAGGGGGAAGAGUAGAUGGUGCUUGAGAAUGGUGUGAAAUGGUUGCCAUCUCAGGAGAAGAUGGCCCGGCUCACUUCUGGUUAUCUGUCACCCUGAGCCCAUCAGCUGCCUUUUAGGGUACAGAUUGCCUACUUGAGGACCUUGGCCGCUCUGUAAGCAUCUGACUCAUCUCAGAAAUGUCAAUUCUUAAACACUGUGGCAACAGGACCUAGAAUGGCUGACGCAUUAAGGUUUUCUUCUUGUGUCCUGUUCUAUUAUUGUUUUAAGACCUCAGUAACCAUUUCAGCCUCUUUCCAGCAAACCCUUCUCCAUAGUAUUUCAGUCAUGGAAGGAUCAUUUAUGCAGGUAGUCACUCCAGGAGUUUUUGGUCUUUUCUGUCUCAAGGCAUUGUGUGUUUUGUUCCGGGACUGGUUUGGCUGGGACAAAGUUAGAAUUGCCUGAAGAUCACACAUGCAGACUGUUGUGUCUGUGGAGUUUUAGGAGGGUGGGGGGGGGGGGUGACCUUUCUGGUCUUUGCACUUCCAUCCUCUCCCACUUCCAUCUGGCAUCCCAUGCGUUGUCCCCUGCACUUCUGGAAGGCACAGGGUGCUGCUGCCUCCUGGUCUUUGCCUUUGCUGGGCCUUCUGUGCAGGACGCUCAGCCUCAGGGCUCAGAAGGUGCCAGUCUGGUCCCAGCUCCCUUGUCCCUUCCACAGAGGCCUUCCUAGAAGUUGCAUCUAGAGUGUCAGCCUUAUCAGUGUUUAAGAUUAUUCUUUUAUUUUUAAUUUUUUGAGACAGAAUCUCACUCUCUCGCCCAGGCUGGAGUGCAAUGGUACGAUCUUGGCUCAGUGCAACCUCCGCCUCCUGGGUUCAAGCGAUUCUCGUGCCUCAGCCUCCGGAGUAGCUGGGAUUGCAGGCACCCGCCACCACGCCUGGCUAAUUUUUGUAUUUUUAGUAGAGACGGGGUUUCACCAUGUUGGUCAGGCUGGUCUCGAACUCCUGACCUCAGGUGAUCCACCUUGGCCUCCCAAAGUGCUGGGAUUACAGGCGUGAGCCACCAGCCAGGCCAAGCUAUUCUUUUAAAGUAAGCUUCCUGACAACAUGAAAUAAUUGGGGGUUUUGUUGUUUAGUUACAUUAGGCUUUGCUAUAUCCCCAGGCCAAAUAGCAUGUGACACAGGAUAGCCAUAGUAUAGUGUGUCACUCGUGGUUGGUGUCCUUUCAUGCUUCUGCCCUGUCAAAGGUCCCUAUUUGAAAUGUGUUAUGAUACAAACAAGGAAGCACAUUGUGUACAAAAUACUUAUGUAUUUAUGAAUCCAUGACCAAAUUAAAUAUGAAACCUUAUAUAAAAA
Molecule: messenger RNA, 7079 nt
Organism: Gorilla gorilla gorilla (western lowland gorilla)
Lineage: Eukaryota; Metazoa; Chordata; Mammalia; Primates; Hominidae
Gene: TNFRSF10B
Product: TNF receptor superfamily member 10b
Exons: 12
Coding region: 3298-4533 (411 amino acids)
Biological process (GO): TRAIL-activated apoptotic signaling pathway; positive regulation of apoptotic process
Cellular component (GO): plasma membrane; cell surface
Molecular function (GO): TRAIL binding
Source: RefSeq, a predicted model, not a curated record